CACUUGUAAAAAAACAAGACCCAAACAGAGACCCGACUCAUCUCUCUUUCUCUCGCAUUCUCAUAUAGCUAAAAAUAACUAAUUUGCAAGCGUUGCCUACCACUCGUUGUCUCGCCAUCUUCAUAUACCUUGUACAGAACGAAAACGUUCUUUCUCACUUUCUUACUCUUCUCUAACUUUCUAGAAAAACCCACUUGUUUGUUUUAAGAUCUUUGUAAUUUCUUGGUGACCUUUUUUUCCCCCCUUCUAUUCGUUAAUGGGUUAGAUAAAUUUCUCUCUGUUUCCUGUUUUCUUCAAAUGGAGUGGGACAGCAAUUCGGAUCUGAGCGGUGAUGAAGAUGAGGGUUUCACGUUCAACGAUGGUGAUGGUGGUGGUCCGCUUCCUUUUCCCGUUGGGAAUUUGAUUCAAACGGCGCCGUGUGGGUUUGUUGUCACUGAUGCACUUGAGCCUGACCAUCCUAUUAUUUAUGUCAAUACCGUUUUUGAGAUGGUUACUGGCUAUCGAGCUGAGGAAGUGUUGGGGCGUAACUGCCGAUUCUUGCAAUGUAGAGGACCAUUUGCCAAAAGAAGGCAUUCACUAGUGGACUCCACAGUUGUUGCAGAAAUAAGAAGGUGCCUUGAAGAGGGAAUUGAAUUCCAAGGUGAAUUAUUGAACUUCAGAAAAGAUGGAUCUCCCCUAAUGAACAGGUUGCGGCUUACUCCUAUAUAUGGAGAUGAUGAAACAAUUACUCAUGUUAUCGGAAUCCAGUUCUUCACAGAAGCAAAUAUUGAUCUGGGGCCCGUGCCUGGUUCUUCAAUAAAGGAGUCUCUAAAAUCAGCUGAUAAGCUUCGUUUUGGUUUUUCCACCUACCGUCCUACUCCAGCAGGGGAUCGCAAUGUUUGUCGUGGGUUUUGUGGGAUACUGCAGUUGAGCGAUGAGGUGAUAUCUCUUAAGAUACUUUCACGUUUAACUCCAAGAGACAUUGCAUCUAUUGGAUCAGUGUGUAGGCGACUCUAUGAACUGACGAAGAAUGAGGACCUUUGGAGAAUGGUUUGUCAGAAUGCUUGGGGUAGUGAAACAACUCGUGUUUUGGAAACUGUUCCUGGUGCAAAGAGACUUGGAUGGGGCCGCCUUGCAAGAGAAUUGACGACUCUUGAAGCAGCAGCUUGGAGAAAGCUAACUGUUGGAGGUGCUGUUGAACCCUCAAGAUGCAAUUUUAGCGCUUGUGCAGUAGGAAAUCGGGUUGUCCUUUUUGGUGGGGAAGGUGUUAACAUGCAACCGAUGAAUGACACAUUUGUACUGGAUUUGAACUCCAGCAACCCUGAGUGGCAACAUGUGCAAGUGAGCUCCCCUCCUCCUGGACGGUGGGGUCACACCCUCUCUUGUGUUAAUGGGUCUCAUUUGGUGGUUUUUGGAGGUUGUGGAAGGCAAGGCUUACUCAAUGAUGUCUUUGUUUUGGACUUGGAUGCCAAGCCUCCAACUUGGCGUGAGAUUUCUGGAUUGGCUCCACCACUUCCACGAUCAUGGCACAGUUCCUGCACUCUUGAUGGCACCAAGCUGAUAGUCUCAGGUGGGUGUGCAGAUUCUGGGGUACUUCUUAGUGACACAUUUCUGCUUGAUCUAUCAAUGGAAAAACCAGUCUGGAGGGAGAUACCAGUAGCAUGGACCCCACCUUCACGGCUGGGUCAUACUCUUUCAGUUUAUGGUGGCAGGAAGAUAUUGAUGUUUGGGGGUUUGGCUAAGAGUGGUCCACUUCGAUUCCGUUCCAGUGAUGUUUUCACUAUGGAUCUAAGUGAGGAGGAGCCUUGUUGGAGGUGUGUAACUGGGAGCGGAAUGCCUGGUGCUGGAAACCCAGGUGGCAUAGCUCCUCCUCCAAGGCUUGAUCAUGUAGCUGUGAGCCUUCCAGGUGGUAGAAUCCUGAUAUUUGGUGGCUCAGUUGCUGGUCUUCAUUCUGCUUCCCAACUUUAUCUUUUGGACCCUACCGAUGAAAAACCUACGUGGAGGAUUCUAAAUGUACCAGGGCGACCUCCACGUUUUGCCUGGGGACAUAGUACAUGUGUGGUAGGAGGGACAAGGGCAAUAGUCCUUGGCGGUCAAACUGGCGAGGAGUGGAUGCUAAGUGAGCUCCAUGAGCUGUCCUUGGCUAGCUCUGUUAUCUGAUUCACAAAAAUAAAAAGAGUAUUUGAAAAGCUGAGGCAAAGGAAUCACCUGAAGCCUUAAAUUUCUGGACUGUGAGAUCAUUUCUUGGAAACUCAGUUGAAACUGUUGUUUCAGUCACUAAUAACUCUUGACAAAUGUUGGUUUGGUCAGGACCUUUUGUAUUAGGUGAUUGUCAAUUAUUGCAUAUCCUUCUUGUGCAAGGUUGUUCUGGCUGUCCAGGUGAACUUCCAUAAGGUGACUUGAAACUCGUUUUUUUUUUUUUUUUUUUUUUUUUUUUUUUUUUUUUU
This is a messenger RNA of Jatropha curcas, 2426 nucleotides long. RefSeq names its product adagio protein 1. Lineage: Eukaryota; Viridiplantae; Streptophyta; Magnoliopsida; Malpighiales; Euphorbiaceae. The record is from RefSeq and is a predicted model, not a curated record. Gene Ontology annotation, biological process: response to blue light; circadian rhythm. Gene Ontology annotation, molecular function: protein binding. Gene Ontology annotation, cellular component: SCF ubiquitin ligase complex; cytosol; nucleus.